Lactuca virosa is the source of this 438-nucleotide messenger RNA. Lineage: Eukaryota; Viridiplantae; Streptophyta; Magnoliopsida; Asterales; Asteraceae. The record is from the annotation of a GenBank genome assembly.
AUGAGGCUACACCCAUCGGGGGUCUUACUAGCACCACAUUUAGCCCUUGAAGAUUGCAAAGUGGACAGAUACGACAUCGCAAAAGGCACAAUAGUUUUUAUCAACACAUGGAGCAUUGGAAGGGACUCCGUUGUUUGGGAUGACGUGGACAGUUUCCGACCAGAGAGAUUUUUGGGUAGCGAUAUAGAUGUAAAAGGGCAACAUUUUGAGUUAUUGCCGUUUAGUUCGGGUAGAAGGAUGUGCCCUGGUUAUAGGCUAGCAUUAAAGAUGAUGAGGUCGCUAUUGGGGAACAUGUUGCAUGGGUUUAACUGGAAGUUGCCUGAAAAUAUGAGAUAUGAAGAUAUAAAAAUGGAGGAGGUCUAUGGACUAUCUGCCAAAAAUAAGUCCCCGUUAGUUGCUGUAUUAGAGCCUCGGUUGCCUAGUCAUAUGUAUCACUAA